Molecule: messenger RNA, 681 nt
Organism: Sodiomyces alkalinus F11
Lineage: Eukaryota; Fungi; Ascomycota; Sordariomycetes; Glomerellales; Plectosphaerellaceae
Exons: 2
Coding region: 134-586 (150 amino acids)
Source: RefSeq, a predicted model, not a curated record
UCCCAAGUCUAUACUAGACGUCCUCGCCGAGAUGAUUGCCCUUGACGACUCCCUCAAGAUUGGUGGCUCUUACACCGGCGGCAUCAACCUCUCCGACAUCCCCAACGUUGGACUCGACUAAAAGAACCCGCCCAUGGGACGCACCUCAUCCAGGCCCAACAUGUUCGGACUUGGGGUUUCGCAAGGCCUGGGCAACGCGUCCCAAACACUUUUUUACCUUACCCCUCCACUCUGUACCACCGCUUUACAAGUCAUUUUCGAGCACUUGAAUUUGCGUCGGACGGCUCGGAUCCACCGAUCAGCGCCAGCCGCUUAUGAGACCCUUUCAAGCAUUCGAUCAUUUUUAAUGCCCUCCCAACCGCCGAGGAUACAUGACCAUCAUAUCUUUUUUUUUUCGCCACUGUACUAUAACCCGACCAAACUGGUUUUUGUUUCGAUAGAGGUUCUCGCGGAUGGGGGCAAAAGCACGGAAGGGAAGGAACCACAUUGUAUAUGGCCCACGGUUCUAUGGUUCCAGGGGGCACCUGUGAUCACCUAUUCGGGCGUGUGUUGUGUGUUGUGUGUUGUGCUUGUUGGGAAAAGUUGAAAAGCAUGACAUGUCAGGCAGACAAAAGGCAAUAAUGCACCAACCUUUGACCACCAGCUCACCAUAAUAACAGUCAACCGUAUAUCAGGUAAUCA